GCUCCCGGUGCCGGCCCCGGGACUACAAGUCCCAGGAGCGCCGCCGCCGCCUGCGCAGUGCCGCGCCCGCCCGGGCCGCAGCGGGAGCCGCCGGGGCGCUGGCCGGGGAAGCGAGAGGGAAGGCGGGCAGCCGAGGAGAGACGGAGCCGAGCAGGGGGCUGUGGCACCAUGGUGAAGCUGGACAUCCACACGCUGGCCCACCACCUGAAGCAGGAGCGGCUGUACGUGAGCUCGGAGAAGCAGCUGAUCCAGCGGCUCAACGCCGACGUGCUGAAGACGGCGGAGCGGCUCUACCGCACGGCCUGGAUCUCCAAACAGCAGCGCAUCAACCUCGACAGGCUCAUCAUCACCAGUGCCGAAGCUUCUCCCGCUGAAUGUUGCCAGCACGCAAAAAUCUUGGAGGACACGCAGUUUGUGGAUGGGUACAAGCAGUUGGGAUUCCAGGAGACUGCUUAUGGAGAAUUCCUGAACAGACUGAGAGAGAACCCCAGGCUUAUUGCGUCCUGCCUGGUGGCCGGAGAGAAGCUCAACCAGGACAACACCCAGGGUGUCAUCCACACGGUCUUCACCUCCAUCUAUGGCAACUGCAUCAUGCAGGAGGACGAGAGCUACCUGCUGCAGGUGCUGCGCUACCUGAUUGAGUUUGAACUGAAGGAAAGCGACAACCCCAGGCGGCUGCUGAGACGAGGCACCUGUGCCUUCAGCAUCUUGUUCAAGCUCUUCUCUGAAGGACUCUUCUCUGCAAAACUUUUCCUUACUGCUACCUUACAUGAGCCAAUCAUGCAGCUUCUGGUUGAGGACGAAGACCACCUGGAAACCGAUGCGAACAAGUUAAUUGAGAGAUUCUCCCCAGUACAGCAGGAAAAGUUAUUUGGAGAGAAAGGCACAGAAAAGUUCAAGCAGAGAGUCCAAGAGAUGGUUGACUCCAACGAGGCCAAGCUGGUGACCCUGGUGAACAAAUUCAUUGGCUAUCUCAAACAAAACACGUACUGCUUUCCUCACAGCCUGAGGUGGAUCGUGUCGCAGAUGUACAAGACGCUGUCGUGCGUGGACAGGCUGGAGGUUGGAGAGGUCAGAGCCAUGUGCACAGAUCUCCUUCUGGCCUGUUUCAUCUGCCCUGCCAUCGUCAACCCCGAGCAGUACGGCAUCAUCUCUGAUGCCCCUAUCAACGAGGUGGCAAGAUUUAAUCUGAUGCAGGUUGGGAGACUUCUGCAGCAGCUGGCAAUGACAGGCUCUGAGGAGGGAGAUCCACGUACAAAGAGCAACCUCGCUAAAUUUGACAAAAGCUGCGUUGCUGCUUUCCUGGACGUGGUGAUCGACGGGCGCGCGGUGGAGACUCCCCCGAUGUCGGCCGUGAACCUGCUGGAGGGGCUGAGCCGCACCGUGGUGUACAUGACCUACAGCCAGCUCACUGCCCUGGUGGGCUUCAUGCGGAACGUGAUGUCGAGCGAUCAGCUUAAGGAAGAUCGGAUGGCUUUGGAAAACUUGCUGGCGAAUUUACCCCAGAACAAGCCAGGGAAAAGCAGCAGCCUUGAAAUGACUCCGUACAACACCCCCCAGCUUUCUCCUGCAACCACUCCAGCCAACAAAAAGAACCGACUGCCCAUAGCCACUCGAAGCAGAAGUAGAUCAAACAUGCUGAUGGACCAGCACGGAGAUCAUGAAGGAUCCUCCCAGGAGACUAUUCCAGAAGUGCAGCCAGAAGAAGUGCUGGUGAUUUCCUUGGGGACAGGUCCACAGAUUACUCCAGGAAUGAUGUCAGAAAAUGAGGUGUUAAAUAUGCAGCUUGCAGAUGGUGGGCAGGGAGAUGUCCCCAUUGAUGAGAACAAGCUCCAUGGUAAACCUGACAAAACCCUGCGCUUUUCCCUCUGCAGUGAUAAUCUGGAAGGAAUAUCUGAAGGCCCUUCCAAUCGCUCCAACUCCGUGUCCUCCCUGGACCUGGAGGGGGAGUCGGUGUCGGAGCUGGGCGCGGGCCCCUCCGGCAGCAACGGCGUGGAGGCUCUGCAGCUGCUGGAGCACGAGCAAGCCACAACUCAGGAUAACCUGGAUGACAAGCUCCGUAAGUUUGAAAUCCGUGACAUGAUGGGUUUGACUGAUGACAGAGACAUCUCAGAGACUGUCAGUGAAACCUGGAGCACAGAUGUCUUGGGAAGUGACUUCGACCCCAACAUCGACGAGGACCGGCUGCAGGAAAUCGCAGGUGCAGCUGCAGAGAACAUGCUAGGCAGCUUGCUGUGUUUGCCAGGUUCAGGAUCCGUGUUGCUUGAUCCCUGCACAGGUUCAACCAUAUCAGAAACCACAAGUGAGGCGUGGAGUGUGGAAGUAUUACCAAGUGAUUCAGAGGCUCCAGAUUUAAAACAGGAGGAAAGACUGCAAGAGCUGGAGAGCUGCUCUGGGCUGGGCAGCACGUCUGAUGACACAGAUGUGAGGGAGGUCAGCUCUCGGCCCAGCACGCCCGGCCUGAGCGUUGUGUCAGGUAUUAGUGCAACAUCUGAAGAUAUUCCUAACAAGAUUGAGGAUCUCAGGUCUGAAUGUAGCUCUGACUUUGGGGGCAAAGAUUCUGUGACAAGUCCUGACAUGGAUGAAACAGCCCAUGGAGCCAGUCAGUUGACAUCUCCUCCUUCUCAAACAGAUUCUUUGCUUGCAUUGUUUGACCCUCUGUCCUCAAAUGAGGGUGUGUCAGCUGUAGUGAGGCCUAAAGUGCACUAUGCAAGACCCUCUCACCCACCCCCAGAUCCCCCCAUCCUGGAAGGAGCCGUGGGAGGUAACGAGGCGCGACUGCCGAGCUUUGGGUCGCACGCUCUGAUCCCGACAGACCUGGAAGCCUUCAAGCAGAGGCACUCCUACCCGGAGAGGCUGGUCCGCAGCAGGAGCUCGGACAUAGUGCCCUCGGUGCGGAGGCCCAUGAGCGAUCCUGGCUGGAACAGACGUGCUGGGAACGAGGACAGGGAGCUGCCCGUGGCCUCCGGCGGCGCCGGGGCAGCCGCGCUGGCCUCUCAGUCGUCGUCUUCAUCUCCCAGCAAGGACUCCUCCAGGGGAGAGAUUGAGGAACGGAAAGACAGUGAUGAUGAGAAGUCUGACAGGAACAAGCCCUGGUGGAGGAAACGUUUUGUGUCUGCCAUGCCCAAAGCUCCUAUUCCAUUUAGGAAGAAAGAAAAACAAGAAAAAGACAAAGAUGACAUGGUGCCUGACAGAUACGCAACGCUGCAAGAUGAUCCCAGCCCGAGGCUGAGUGCACAGGCACAAGCUGCUGAGGACAUUCUGGACAAAUACAGGAAUGCAAUCAAGAGAACGAGUCCCAGUGAAGGAGCCAUCGUGAACUACGACAGUGCAGAGGCAAUUGGGGAUGGUGAGAGCAUGCAUGACUCCCCACGGGAUGAGGCUUUGCAGAACAUGUCUGCAGAUGACCUCCCAGACUCUGCAAGUCAAGUAGCACAGCCACAAGGUUCUGCUUUCUCCUACAGGGAUGCAAAGAAGAAAUUGAGAUUGGCUCUUUGUUCAGCAGAUUCUGUUGCCCUCCCGAUGCUGACACACUCAACAAGGAAUGGUCUCCCAGACCACACAGACCCUGAAGAUAAUGAAAUUGUGUGCUUCUUGAAAGUUCAGCUGGCUGAAGCCAUCAACCUGCAGGACAAGAACCUGAUGGCGCAGCUGCAGGAGACGAUGCGCUGCGUCAGCCGCUUCGACAACCGCACGUGCCGCAAGCUGCUGGCCUCCAUCGCCGAGGACUACAGGAAAAGAGCUCCGUAUAUCGCGUAUUUAACGCGCUGUCGCCAAGGCCUGCAGACGACGCAGGCGCACCUGGAGAGGCUCCUGCAGAGAGUGCUGCGAGAUAAAGAAGUGGCCAACAGAUACUUCACUACAGUCUGUGUGAGGUUACUGCUGGAGAGCAAGGAAAAGAAAAUAAGGGAGUUCAUUCAAGAUUUCCAGAAACUCACGGCAGCCGAUGAUAAAACGGCCCAAGUGGAGGAUUUUCUGCAGUUCCUGUACGGGGCCAUGGCUCAGGAUGCCAUCUGGCAGAACGCCAGCGAGGAGCAGCUCCAGGACGCGCAGCUGGCCAUAGAGCGCAGCGUGAUGAAUCGCAUUUUCAAACUCGCCUUCUACCCCAACCAGGACGGCGACAUUUUGCGUGACCAGGUCCUUCACGAGCACAUACAGAGGUUAUCCAAAGUAGUGACUGCAAACCACAAGGCGCUGCAGAUACCUGAGGUGUAUCUGCGGGAGGCGCCGUGGCCGUCGGCGCAGUCCGAGAUCCGCACCAUCAGCGCUUACAAAACCCCCCGGGACAAGGUGCAGUGCAUCCUGAGGAUGUGCUCCACCAUCAUGAACCUGCUCAGCCUGGCCAACGAGGAUUCGGUACCUGGGGCAGAUGAUUUUGUUCCUGUUCUGGUCUUUGUCCUCAUAAAGGCAAACCCCCCUUGCCUGCUGUCCACUGUGCAGUACAUCAGCAGUUUCUAUGCCAACUGUUUGUCUGGAGAGGAGUCGUACUGGUGGAUGCAGUUCACGGCAGCCGUGGAGUUCAUCAAAACCAUCGACGACCGCAAGUAGCUCGCGCAGCACAGGCAGACUGAGAGCAGGAGGGGAGCUCCUAAGAAUGUACAACAGCUGCAAAAGCUGAAGAAAAGACUUUCCUUGUAAAAUACUGUACAGAAUUGAGGCAUUUUAAAACACACCUUUACUAAUCUAAUUAAUUUAACGGAUUCUCCUCUUCUCUUUGGGUUGCGUUUUCCUCCCCUCUAGAUACUGGCACUGCAAAAGGGACCACAGUUUUCAGGUAUUUUGGAAUCUCAAAACAUUCAGAAAAGUCUUCAUGCUUUCUCCACCACCCCUCUUCCCGAAUUCUUAUUCACGUGAAUCAUUCACUUCAUUUAAUUUCUAAUGAAAAACUGAAACAAGAGGAAACAGGGCAGCCACGUAGUAAACUUUCUAGUUGAAUACACCUUUUAUUAAGAAAACACCAGCCACACUGAAAGUUUGUAGUAGCUGACAUCAGUCAUUGGUUGUAUUUCACCUAAAUUUAAAAUCUGAGAGGACAGUGUAAAUAUUAUAUAACUAUAUUUAAUGCAUUGCAAGUAUCUUUGGACUUACUAUCCUUUGAAUAAACAAGCAGAAGCCUCUCUGACCUCUAACAGGUUGUGACCUACCAUGUUUGGGUGACAAAAGGACUUCCUCAAAAGGCUAAGAUUUAAAAAGGGCAAACUGAACUAUUUAUUAAGAUGUAAUUACUGAAAUUUCUAAAACUGGAAUUUAUAAUAGGGCUUAUUAGCUAGCUGAACACUUCUUGGCUAGGGCAUUAGGGUGUUCCAGAGGUUUGGAUAUAUAGAGGAGAGGGACUGUAAGUUACAAUAGAAAAGUCUAAUAUAAAAAGGAGAAAUAAAAUACCUUACUGUAAUAUUUUUUCUGAGCUAUUGUGUAUACUGUACAAACCCCAAACAGAGAUCCUUAACAGAACCUUGGGCUGUAAUAUAUAUUUUGAUUAGUGACAUUAAAUACAUAUGCCAGGGGGUUCAGUGAAUGUUUUUACUAAAUGUUCUUCGUGUUGUCUGCUAUGCAGCAGUGCAAGUUUUACUGUUCAUAAAAAAUAUUUUAAAAUAAUAUAACACUGUUCUUUAUGAAACAUAUCAUGACAUCAGUUCAGGGUGUUUUAUAGAUUUCUCACCCCGCCUUCCCCUUAAACUGACCCUUAUCAAUUUAAGGAGGUUUUUAUGCACAACACCACAUGGGUUUUUCAUGAGUGAGGUGGUCUGGGGCAUGGCCAGCAGGUGUUGGCUGUACUCUCUGCCCUUUUUCAGCUUCAAUACAGUGAAAAGGGACAGCGAGCACUGAGCUUUCUCAUGUCAGUAUUAUUUCUUGCUCUUUCCAGAGUGUUCAUUGCACUUCUGACAGAGGGAUGUGGUAAGACUUGGUGUCUGUGAGUGGUAAAGAAAACAAAAUCUUUCUCACGUUCUUUUAAAAACACAAUUGGUUCAUUUUGCGUGUGUGUGUGCAUUUUGAUGAUUAAAACCUGUAAGCAACUAGUA
Messenger RNA from Onychostruthus taczanowskii (white-rumped snowfinch), 6020 nucleotides. RefSeq names its product GTPase activating protein and VPS9 domains 1 (gene GAPVD1). The coding region runs from base 169 to 4548 and encodes 1459 amino acids. The record is from RefSeq and is a predicted model, not a curated record. Gene Ontology annotation, cellular component: cytosol; endocytic vesicle. The transcript has 27 exons. Gene Ontology annotation, molecular function: guanyl-nucleotide exchange factor activity; small GTPase binding. Gene Ontology annotation, biological process: vesicle-mediated transport; regulation of GTPase activity. Lineage: Eukaryota; Metazoa; Chordata; Aves; Passeriformes; Passeridae.